AUGGCAACGCCGCCUGCUCGGAACUAUCAGCUGACUGGAUUUACGGCUACGGCUUAUUUCAUCAAGACUUGUUGCUGUGGCUACAUUAGAAUUGCUAUCGAUUCGAAGGUUGUCGUACGACGUGGUCAGCCCAAUCUGGCCAGGUCACUUCACCUCGAUUCCGUAUUUCUUCGCCUCUUUGUGGACAUACAGAACGACAUCAACACACGUCACUACGUCGCUCAGAUCUUUCAGCCCAAAAACAUUCCGCUCGAUUGCCUGGGCGGACAUCCAAUCGCCACGAGAUUCUGGUUUGAAGUGAGGGCUCGCGGGGAUGGACACGGUUGUCAUCCCGUCUCGGGUAUUUCCACUGAGGCAGCACACAAACCAACGCCGUCACCGUCGCUCUCGCCUCCGAGG
Molecule: messenger RNA, 399 nt
Organism: Protopolystoma xenopodis
Lineage: Eukaryota; Metazoa; Platyhelminthes; Monogenea; Polystomatidea; Polystomatidae
Source: the annotation of a GenBank genome assembly